Molecule: messenger RNA, 1633 nt
Organism: Dendrobium catenatum
Lineage: Eukaryota; Viridiplantae; Streptophyta; Magnoliopsida; Asparagales; Orchidaceae
Product: flap endonuclease 1
Exons: 17
Coding region: 208-1347 (379 amino acids)
Molecular function (GO): 5'-flap endonuclease activity; 5'-3' exonuclease activity; DNA binding
Source: RefSeq, a predicted model, not a curated record
AAACGCAUUAUCCCAAUCCCAAACAGUCGUUAGGUUGCGUUUUAAAUGUAACGCAGGCGAGACGGCGUCCCAAACGAGCCCGUUCACCGUUUACCGCCGCCGAGGAAAGGCGGGAAAACAGGUUUCACAGCAGCGCAAAAUCGUGGCCUUUUGUGCAUUUGAAGCCAUACAUCUUCACGCCUCCCUCGGGCUAAUUACUUCAUAACUAUGGGAAUAAAGGGUUUAACGAAGCUUUUGGCUGACUACGCUCCCAAGGCCAUGAAGGAGCAGAAGUUCGAGAGUUAUUUCGGUCGGAAGAUUGCCAUUGACGCCAGUAUGAGCAUCUACCAGUUCCUUAUUGUGGUGGGGAGGACUGGGACCGAGAUGCUAACAAAUGAGUCAGGCGAAGUCACCAGCCAUUUGCAAGGGAUGUUCAGUCGCACAAUAAGAUUGCUUGAAGCAGGAAUUAAGCCAGUGUACGUCUUUGAUGGUCAGCCUCCUGAUUUAAAGAAACAGGAGCUUGCUAAAAGGUACAUUAGGAGAGAUGAUGCCACCAAGGAUUUAGCUACUGCAGUAGAGGAGGGGAAUAAAGAAGAAAUUGAAAAGUUUAGCAAGAGAACUGUUAAGGUAACAAAGCAACAUAAUGAGGAUUGCAAACGACUUCUAAGACUGAUGGGCGUUCCAGUAAUUGAGGCACCAUGCGAAGCAGAGGCUCAGUGCGCCGCUCUUUGCAAAAGUGAUAAGGUAUAUGCCGUGGCUUCUGAAGACAUGGAUUCAUUGACUUUUGGAGCUCCCAAGUUUCUUCGUCACUUGAUGGAUCCAAGCUCUAAAAAGAUCCCUGUUAUGGAAUUUGAAGUUGGAAAGGUCCUGCUGGAAUUAGGUUUCACCAUGGAUCAAUUUAUUGACUUAUGCAUCCUCUGUGGAUGUGACUAUUGUGACAGCAUUAAAGGUAUCGGAGGUCAAACCGCAUUGAAGCUUAUCCGUCAGCAUGGUUCUAUUGAAAAUGUGUUGGAGAACUUAAGCAAAGACAGGUACCAUAUACCAGAGAAUUGGCCCUAUCAAGAAGCUCGACAGCUCUUUAAAGACCCUUUAGUCAACUUGGAAACACCAGAGCUCAAGUGGACUGCUCCAGAUGAAGAGGGUCUUGUGGCUUUCUUGGUGAACGAAAAUGGCUUCAACCAUGACCGUGUUGUCAAGGCGACAGAGAAGAUUAAGGCAGCCAAGGAUAAAGGCAGCCAAGGGAGGAUGGAGUCUUUUUUUAAGCCAGUGAUAAAUACAUCUGAACCUCUUAAACGGAAGGAUGCAGCAGCCAAGGCAACCAAAGUACCUCCAAGUAAGAAAUCCAAAGCUGGAGCAAAGAAGAAAUAAGAAUGCAAACUGUAAAGCCUAUUUGGCCAACCGUUGGGGAAAUCUUCAAGUCAUCUUAGUUUGAGCCCUUUAAUAUCCUGAGGGUUGUUUUCUUCUUAGUGAAUUGUGUAGUAAUUAGCAAAAAAUGGCUAUGAAUAAUCAGUUAUAUCAGCUUAUUUAGUUCUUGGGAGGAUUAAAAAAAGAAUGAUGUGUGUGGCCUUUGAUUGUUCUAAUUUUGAAUUUGAAUAGUUUUGGGUAAGUGACCGUUGAUUAAAAAUAAGUCAAUUUCAUAUGCUUUUGAUCUUAU